GCGGAAAGCAGACAUGAGAGCGCCUAUAUCCCGUCAUGCCUUGCGGCCCUGCGCGGGGGGGCGUGGCCUGUUGCUAGGGGCCGCGGCCGCCAUUGGCCGCGCGGUUGCCGAGGGCGGGUCUGGCGCCCGCCGGGCCGUGUCGGCGGUGUCGGCGGGGCCGGGGCCCGGCUUAGAGGGGCAAUGGAAUUCCCUUUCGACCUCGGCCCGGUGCUGGGCGAUCGCGUAUGCGUGGUGGAUCAACACCUCCGCCCCGCAGGCCGACCCGGCGCCGCCUACCGAGGGGACCUGGAGCAGCGGCUGAGGAGUGUGAUCGAUGAGCUGGGCCGGGCCUCGGCCAAGGCGCAGGGGCUCCCGGCUCCGGUCACCAGCGCCGCACGGAUGGAAACCAAUCGGCACGUGCUCUACAUCCUGCGCAGUGAGGGGCGUGGGACCCCCAAAAGCGCCGUCAUCGGCUUCAUCAAGGUUGGCUACAAGAAGCUGUUCCUCCUGGACCGCAACGGCGCCCACGUUGAAGCGGAGCCUCUUUGCGUCUUGGAUUUCUACAUCCACGAAUCCCUGCAGCGACACGGUUACGGUUUGGAGCUCUUCCAGCACAUGCUGCAGAGUGAGAGGGUCGAGCCGCGGCGUUUGGCCGUCGAUCGCCCCUCCGAGAAGCUCCUGGCGUUCCUCCGCAAACACUACGGCCUCACCGACGCCAUCCCGCAGGUAAACAACUUCGUUAUCUUCGAGGGGUUCUUCUCUAAUCGCCCGGCCCCCACCCGCCGGCCGCCCGCCAAGCGGCAAGAGGAGGAGAUCAAACCCUAUUCGCUGUCUGACCGGGAAUUCCUGCGUGAGGAACCGGAGCCCCCCUGGCCCUUCAACCUGACGCCGGGGCGCGCGGGGGGGUCCCCGGUGCGCGGCAGCCUCCGGCCCUUCCUGCUGCGUCGGGAGCCGCCGGACGGACGGACGGAAGGACGGACAGACGCCCCCCCCCAACGCCGCGCCAGGUCCGGCCCCGCUUCGGCCCCUCCGGGUUUGGGGUAUUUGAACCUCUUGGGUUGGGGUUUGCCUCAUUGCUGCCUUUACCCCCACAGCUCCCUCGGGCGCACCGGGCACUGAGCCCCACGGCAGCUGCGCCCCACGGCGCCCAGCGGGGAUGUGGGGCACCCAGCCCUGCCCCACGGCUGCCCCCUCCUGCCCCACAGCUCCCAGGGGGGCCUGUCCCUGCCCCACAGCUCCCAGGGGGGCCUGUUCCUGCCCCACAGGUGCCCCCUUUCUGCCCCACAGCCCCCAUGGGUGCCU
Cuculus canorus (common cuckoo) is the source of this 1281-nucleotide messenger RNA. RefSeq names its product alpha tubulin acetyltransferase 1 (gene ATAT1). Gene Ontology annotation, biological process: alpha-tubulin acetylation. The coding region runs from base 181 to 1098 and encodes 305 amino acids. Gene Ontology annotation, cellular component: microtubule. NCBI's taxonomy places the organism in Eukaryota, Metazoa, Chordata, Aves, Cuculiformes, Cuculidae. Gene Ontology annotation, molecular function: tubulin N-acetyltransferase activity. The transcript is spliced from 9 exons. The record is from RefSeq and is a predicted model, not a curated record.